AUGGUUGGAGGUUUGUACGGCGACUUACCCCCUCCGUCUUCCGCCGCGGAAGACGGAGGCGCCACCACAUCCGCCACCAAUAUCUGGUCCAGCAGCGUUAAGAUGGUCCCUCCCACCCUCCGCAAGCCCCAACCUCCUCAGACAAUCCUCCGGCCACCACACACCAAGCCCAAACAAUCCCAGCCUAAGCUCACCACCACAGCUCCCCAAAACGCCGACGAGAACACAAACCCUAACCCCAGCACGGCGUCCUUUCAACCCGCGCUCGUCGGAGUCACCAGCUCCGUCGUCGACGAAUACGAUCCGGCCCGGCCUAACGACUACGAGGACUACCGUCGGGAGCGGAAGCGGAAGCAGGCGGAGGCCGAGAGGAUGAUGGCUAAGAUGGGCUGGAAGCAAGGACAGGGUUUGGGCAAGCAGGAGCAAGGGAUUACAGCGCCACUCGUGGCCAAGAAGACAGAUAAGAGAGGUGGAGUUAUUGUGAAUGCCGGCGAGUCAAACAAGAAGGUUAAGAGUGUUAGCUUCAAUGGGACUCCCACCAGAGUUGUGCUUCUUAGAAACAUGGUCGGUCCUGGUGAGGUGGAUGAUGAUUUAGAAGGUGAAGUAGCAGAGGAGUGUACUAAAUUUGGUACAGUGACUCGUGUCUUGAUAUUUGAGAUUACUGAACCUAACUUCCCACACGACGAAGCUGUAAGAAUAUUCAUUCAGUUCGAGAGAGCAGAACAAGCAACUAAAGCUCUGAUAGAACUCGAAGGCCGCUUUUUCGGAGGAAGGAUUGUCCGUGCUUGCUUUUAUGAUGAGGAGAGGUUCAACAACAACGAGUUGGCUCCUUUGCCGGGAGAAGUCCCUGGCUUCUUUUGA
Striga hermonthica is the source of this 861-nucleotide messenger RNA. The record is from the annotation of a GenBank genome assembly. NCBI's taxonomy places the organism in Eukaryota, Viridiplantae, Streptophyta, Magnoliopsida, Lamiales, Orobanchaceae.